CAAAAACAAAAAAUUCAUCUCACAUGCUGGCACGAGUAACUUCAGUUAGUCGUCUCGCAUAAUUACGUACUUGCCAACGUGAGCAUGAGCAGCAGAUGAGCAGCUAUAAAGGGUUAUUGCAAAUCGUGGUGACCUGAUCGUGACCCAUUUAAUCAGCGGUCGUCACACGUUGCGGACAUCGGAAGUUUCUCUAUGAAAAGAGCACUACUGGCAUUGUCAAGGCUGAGCAACAACGAAAAAGCAAAGAAGCUCUCUCGCAGGAGCGAAGGGAGCAAGAUGUUGACCAACGAAGACGACAAGCCAUUCUCUAUUUUGCCAAAUCCAAAACAGUCUGAAAAUGACAAAAAGGAAUAUAGAGUAAUUAAGCUGAAAAAUGGAUUGACCGCUCUCUUGAUCCACCAAAACCACGAAGAAGAAGAACACGCAGCAAAUGAUGAAGAGUCGACAACCAGCUCGCAAGGUGACGAGCCGAUGGAGGAAGGCAGCGACUCGGAUGACAGUGGAUCAGAUAGUGGCAAGGACUCAUCAGAAACUCACCAGUCGGCAGCUAGCUUGACGGUCGGUGUUGGCAGUUUUGAGGAUCCAGACGAUCUGCCAGGUCUAGCUCAUUUUUUGGAGCACAUGGUCUUCAUGGGCAGCGAGAAGUAUCCGCAGGAAAAUGAUUUUGACGCAUUCAUAAAGAAACAAGGUGGCGAAGAUAACGCGUCGACCGAUUGGGAAACAACGACAUUCUACUUCAUUUCCCAACCGCAAGCCUUCAAAGACGCACUCGACAGAUUCUCCCAGUUCUUCAUUUCUCCUUUGCUGAAGAAGGAAGCGAUGCAGCGCGAGCGAGAGGCGAUCGAAUCUGAGUUCAACCUCAAUUUGGCGUCUGAUUACAACCGAAAGUCACAGCUGCUGGGUAGCUUGGCUAAGAAAAACCACCCCGUUACCAAGUUUGCGUGGGGCAACAUCCGUUCUCUGGGUGGCAAAGCCGGUGAUGAGCAAGAGAAGAAGGACAGCGAGGUUCACGCCAGACUGAGGCAGUUCAGAGAGAAGCAUUACCUGGCAGAGGCGAUGACCCUGGCGGUGCAGAGUACUCACAGCUUGGACAUGCUGCAGGAGUUUGUCGUCGACACUUUUGGCGCCGUCCCCUAUGGAAAUCCUCCCAAGAAAACUAAACCAGAAAUCACUCCAGACUUGGAGGCCCCUUUCAACACCACUGAGUUCAAUAAGAUUUAUUACGUUGCCCCAGUCAAGGACAUCCAAGAGGUGCAGCUUACUUGGUCGUUGCCCUCCAUGCUGAACAAGUACAAAUCCAAGCCAGAACGCUACGUAUCUUGGGUGAUCGGAUACGAAGGCAAAGGAAGCCUUAUAGAGUACCUGCGAAAAAAAGUGUGGGCGUUGGAACUGGUCGCAGGAAGCGAGGAUUCUGGAAGCGACCACAACUCCUAUUAUCUCCACUUCAGCCUCACUGUGUCCCUGACUGAGGAGGGAUACAAAAACAUUGACAAGGUAUUGGAGGCUGUCUUUGGUUUUCUGCAUAUGAUGCAUCAUGAAGGUCCGCAAGAGCGGAUCUACAAGGAACUGAAGUCAAUCGCUGAGACAAAGUUCCGAUUCACUCCAGAGCCGAGCCCUGGCGACAACGUGGAGUCAUUGUCUGAGCAUAUGCACAAAUACCCUUCAGAACACUACAUCACCGGCUCUGAGCUCUUCUACGAAUACGACCCAGAAGGCAUCAGAGAGUGCCUCAGUUACUUGCAGCACAACAACGUGAACGUUAUGAUUCUGACCAAUGGACACAAGCAAAAAUAUGACCUCAAAGAGCCCUGGUUCAACACGCCCUACACCGUUCAAGACAUUUCACCUGAGCAGCUCUCCAGUUGGGAAAAUGCAACGGUCCUAGAUGCUUUUACUCUUCCUGAGCCAAAUCCAUAUUUGACCUCAAACUUCUCAAUUUUCGAACCUGAAGAUGAUGCCUCAGACUACCCGAUAAAAGUAGUGAAGCAUUCGGCUGGAGAAUUGUGGUUUAAGCAAGACAAGAAAUUCAACCUUCCUAGAGCUUACAUAAUUUUCCAUCUGAUAUCUCCUUUGAUUUUUCUUUCGCCGGAAAACGCCUGCAUGCUGGACAUGAUGAUUGGCGGCUGGAAGCAGCAACUGACCACCAAAGUCUACCCUGCCGAGGUUGCUGAACUCUCUUACUCGAUUAGCCCGACAGAAUCAGGAACAGGUCAAGGAAUUUCCAUCAUGGUCUGGGGAUACAACGAAAAACUGCCGCUCUUCAUGGAAACUAUAUUGAAAGAGUGGGAUGGCUUUGAAGAAAGCUUUAGCAAGGAUUUAUUUGACGCAGUUAAGGAUGUUGUGAAGAAGAGCUACUACAAUGGUGCUCUUAAACCUUCAAAGUUGCAUAAGGACAUUGCCAACAGUGUUAUCAAGAGCACUCACUGGACUGUUAUACAAAAAUACGAGGCAAUUGGCAGCAUUUCUUAUGAGCAGCUAAAACUGUACUCGAAGCAGUUGAAAAAUCGGCUCUAUUGCCGCAUGCUCAUCCAAGGCAACAUGCUCAAAGCGCAAGCUAUCGAUACAUUUGGUCUCGUCCAAAAAACGCUGAAUUACAAGCCUCUGAUUGCCAAUACUUGGCCCCACGCCCGAAUGGUGCAAAUUCCAAUCGGUGAACAUUUUGUGACUGUCGAGUCGAUCGACGGGAACAACUCAAACUCUGCUAUCACCCAGCAUUUCUUCUGUGGACUCGCAAGCUUCAGAGAAGUCAGCAUAGCAGAAAUGAUAAUGUUCAUGUUUGGAGAGUCUGCUUUUGACUUUCUGCGCACCAAAGAGCAACUAGGAUACAGCGUUAGCACACCUUUGUCCAUAGCAAAGGGUAUUCUCAGGUUUGCUGUGUCCGUGAACAACCAAGAAGACAAAAACUCUCUCAGCCACGUUGAUGAAAAAAUUCAGGAAUUCCUCCUGAAAUUCUACAACGACCUGAAAGUGAUGACGCCCGAACAACUGGAGGAGUUGAGGGUUUCUGCCAUGCGGCAAAAGAUGCAAGCUGACUUACAGCUCAGAGAAGAAGUCAACAGGAAUUGGGAGGAGGUUUACACAGAGGAAUUCAUGUUUGAUAGAAACAAGAAGGAGCACGACGAAAUUGCUAACAUCACACACCAGGAAUUGCUCGAAUUUUUCCACAAAUAUGUGUUUGACCAUCAGUUUGUCAGAACUCUAUCUGUUGCUGUUAAAGCGUUUGUGCCUUCAAGCAACAAAACGGUUGAAGACAUCAACAAGUGCUCUCUCAAGGAAAUGUGUAUCAAGUACACAGAGCCUGGCGAACUGAAGCGAAAGGUGAACCACAUUCAGGACAUUGAUGAAUUCAAGAGAAGCCUUUACUUAUACCCCACUCACAAAGUAUUAAAUUAACAACAAUACUGGGGAUUUAAUUUAAUAAAUAGAUAGUUUCUAUUUAAAUAA
Molecule: messenger RNA, 3444 nt
Organism: Cloeon dipterum
Lineage: Eukaryota; Metazoa; Arthropoda; Insecta; Ephemeroptera; Baetidae
Product: nardilysin-like
Exons: 19
Coding region: 193-3393 (1066 amino acids)
Biological process (GO): proteolysis
Molecular function (GO): metal ion binding; metalloendopeptidase activity
Source: RefSeq, a predicted model, not a curated record